Molecule: messenger RNA, 1050 nt
Organism: Parnassius apollo (apollo)
Lineage: Eukaryota; Metazoa; Arthropoda; Insecta; Lepidoptera; Papilionidae
Source: the annotation of a GenBank genome assembly
AUGCACAGCAGCAGGGGCGAAAGAUUUAACCUCGCCCUCCUCGUUCUCACCAAUGUGCCGGAGGCGAAGGCCAUCUUCCGCGAUGUACGCACUGUGUGCGGCCUGUCGCGUGUAAAGGUCGAAGCCCCACACUGGCGCGGUUACCCAGCGCAGUGCCACCGAUGCCAACUCUAUGGGCACGUGGCAGCCAACUGCUCAGCUCCACCCAGCGGAACCCUCCCCGUUAAGAGUGAUGUCGAAGCCAUCCUUGCAUUAGGCGGUUCAGUCAUUAUGUUUGGAGACUUUAACUCCAAGCAUGCUGAAUGGACCUGCCGCACUACUACCAGUAGUGGAAGGGUGCUGCUCAAUAUCACUCAGUCUCUCGACCUGACUGUCUACGGCCCCCUCGCUGUCACCCACUAUCCCGAUAAUGUUAACUACGCUCCUGACGUGCUUGACUUUGCUCUAGUUAAAGGAGUCUCCCUUAACCUUGGAGCAAUCGAGUCUCUCGAUUAUCUGGGAUCCGACCACCGUCCUGUAUCCCUCCUUCUUGGCCAUCAGCCAUCUCCAACUCCUACUUCCAAAACCUACACCAACUGGAAGGGCUUCAAGAAGUCUCUAGCGUUGGCUAUAGACACUCCGGACCCUCCCAUAACCCUUUCUUCGGACGUCCUCGACAGUACGGGGCAAAUAGACACCGCGGUCGAAAAUCUCACCUCACUUAUAACAUCCUCUCUUAAAAAGAAUAAAAAGGUUGUCCCGGUUGCUAAAACUAGUCUUUCCCUAGAUAUUAGCAACCUGCUAAAAGCCAAAAAAGCUGCCCUCCGUAGAGCUGCACGCUAUCCCACUCCCGAAUAUAGACUCGCGGCCCACCGCCUUCAACGCAAACUCCGUUACCGCCUCCAAGAUUACAGAGAUCUCGAAAGGGGCAAUCUCAUGGAGAAAAUCUCUCCCUCCCACACAGCGUACUACCAGAUAGCGAGAGCCCUCCGGAUAGCCGCUAUAACGCAUACUCCCCCCUCUGUCUCGUCCCGACGGCUCUAUUGCCUUCGAGGACGAAGAAAAGGCUGA